This is a messenger RNA of Emys orbicularis (European pond turtle), 4125 nucleotides long. RefSeq names its product family with sequence similarity 241 member A (gene FAM241A). Lineage: Eukaryota; Metazoa; Chordata; Testudines; Emydidae. Gene Ontology annotation, cellular component: intracellular membrane-bounded organelle. The transcript is spliced from 2 exons. The record is from RefSeq and is a predicted model, not a curated record. Bases 1 to 339 code for a protein of 112 amino acids.
AUGGCGGGGCUGCUGCCGCCCGGAGACUGCGGGUGCGAUGGGGACGCGGAAGCUGCGGGAGCCCGGCACAGACGCCGGCAGCCAGAGGAGCGGGUCCAGCAAGAACAAAGAAACCACACUGUGGAGCCUGUUAUAGAUGACUAUAAAAAGAUGGGGACUCUCUUUGGUGAACUAAACAAAAGCCUUAUCAGCAUAGGCUUCACGAGGAUGUAUUUUGGAGAACGGAUUGUGGAACCUGUAAUAAUCAUAUUCUUCUGGGUUAUGCUUUGGUUCCUUGGCUUACAAGCUCUUGGACUAGUUGCUGUUCUGUGCCUUGUCAUUAUUUACGUGCAACAGUAGAGUAUGGUGAAUGGCCUGUUGGAUAACAUAUUACAACCAUGUCACCUUUCAAUGGAUUUAUAUGUUUAAACAAACAACACUGGCAUAUUAAAAGCUGCAAUUUUCCAAAUCAUGCUACACAUUACAUUUGUGAGGUCUCUACAUUCAGACUAAAAUUACAUAUGCAUUUUAAAGGAAGUCAACAGUCCUAGCACAUCUCCAAAGGGAAUGAAAAGGAUAUGCUCCUAAUAAUGGUACUGUCCAAAGUAACUUACUCUUUUGAAGGGCUUGUCCACACAGUAAGUUAGUACACAGCAAGCCAGGGUGUGACUCUACUGCACACUAGCGUUUCAAAUACUAACUCGGUGUGGACAAGCCUGAGUGAGGGUACAUGAGCCAUUGCAACCUUGAGGGCUCAGUCCUAGGUUGUCUUUUUAUUAAAUGUGGUAUAAAAACACCUCCAUCUGAAUGGGGUCAGCCUCUCUUCUGUGAUGUGGCUGAUAUUUUGAAAUGACACUUUCUUGUGUAAUGGAAAUUCCUCUCUUUGUUUUGAAGAGUACACAUAACCAUGAGAUUUAUGUUCCGUUAUUUUUACAUUGUUCUCCUGUAAGCUUUUUGAAAGCUGGGCCCAUAAAUCUGAACUAACUAAAAAUGUGUUCCUCCACUGGCUUGCACGUGUGCGCACACACAUUAGUUUGUGACUGUAAUGCCAGGCCUACGUUAGAAAAGGGUUGUCAGUCUAGCUAUACCGACAUAACUAUACCAGCAAAUCCUCCUCCGGUAGGCUUAGCUUAUACUGGCAAAAAAGUACUGUUGCCAGUAUAAUUGUAUCUACCCUAAAGCUUUUGCCAAUAUAUAAUUGUCAGGAAAAAAUCACACCCGUAACUGACUUUGCUGUGCUGGCAAAGUUUCUAGUGUAGACCAGGCCUAGGUCUACUUAUGUGUGCUUGGCUCUGGCCAUUAAUGCCUUUUUUAAAUAUCAAAACAGUUCUCUUAGAGGAAAUAAUUUGGGGACUUCGCAAAUAAAUAUAAAUCCCCACCUCUGCAACUUCUAUUCCAGCUAAUGUGCUUGAAUACUGACUACAGCCCCUCUACACCUCAUAUGCAGGAGGGUUGUAUUACUAGUAUUAAAUGUGGAUCUAUCAACUUUGAUGAUGAUUCUGCUUUACUGCCCAAUCCUAACAUAGAUGCAAGCUUUGCUUGUACAAGCACAGCAGACGCAGGCCUAAUGUAAGAUAUGAGCAAUUACGCAAGUAAGAUAGAUUUCAACUGCAGUCUUACUCAGGAAUUUUUGGUGUUUGAUUUGGAAAUAUACCAUCUAGAGAAGCAUGUUGUAAGCUGAAAUAUCAGAGAAUAAGAUAUAAUAUUGUAUAGAGUUUUAAAAUAAAUCUGUAAAAUCCACUUUGGUAAUGUAGAAUCCAAUCCUGAGAAGUGCUGAGCAGAGGAAAGGCCAGAGAAAAUCUUCACUAAAUAGGCUAACAAUUUAGCACCUCUCAAAACACGGUAUUUAUUUUAAAUACAGAAUUGACUCUAUCCAUCUGCAUUUUUUCAUUUACAUUUGUUUAAAUAAAACAGUUUACAAUUUAAGAUGUAAGCUUUUGAAAUGCUGCUUUACUUUUGUUUUUGCAAACAUUUUUGGAUUGACAAACCUUAACCAUGUGUAGUUUUUAGUUAUUUACAAACUAUGGGCUUCAUCCAAAGACCAUUUAACUCAAUGAAAACAAUCCCUAUUGCUCCAAUCCUUUAGUUAAUUGGGUCCUUAGGAAGAUUCUUAUGUCCACAUGGAGUCCCGUUGGAUUCCAUGCCCUGCACACAUUGAUCCAGUUGCAGGGCCUAUGGAGCCAUUCCUUGUAAACUUUUACAGCCAUUGAAAUAAAUUACUAUUUGUGGUUUUAAGCACUAAGGUCCCAAUCCUGCAACACUUUAUGCAUAUGUUUACCUCUAUAAGUAGCCCCACUGCAUUAAUAAGACUGUUUGCAUGUGGGGAGUUAAGCUCAAUUGCAAGUGUGUGUCAACUGGGCCCAGGUUAAAGAAUGUAUCAGUCUGUACAUGAGUAAAAGAAGCAUACUGAUGACAUGGGAAUACUGUACAUCAUAAAAUAUUCAUAGAUAUGCUUUACUCAAACAUUGCUGGAAAUCUGGAUUUCCAAAAGCUAAGUAUGAAUAUAAUUUGAAUUUAAUGGUGGGAGCUCUCAACCCACAAGUGCCUAAGGAUAAACAUUUAAAAAUCCUUUUAAAAAUAAUAUAAUAUACAUAGUAUGUUUGUGUAUUGUUUAUAUGUAGUUGUGGUUUUGUGUGUGUAUCUAUAUAUGUAUAUAUGGCCUGUAUUACAAAAUUUGCUUAUUUUUUACGUCAUGCCUUUUUCCUCCCAUACAAGUUAUUGUUCAGAGCAUUUCAUCCAAACCCUUUUGCCUCGUAGGGAAAAGGUCAAUGUCUUGUAGGAUAUUCCCUGUUGCUGAGACUCUGUGCGCACAGACUAUGUGUUGUGAUGCAGAAUACACUGAUUUCCUGAAGUGAAAGGAAACCUUCCAUUGUUUCGGAGCUUAAGGAAUAGCCGGCCAAAAGUGGGGCUGCUUGGUCACAGGUACAGAAAUGAAGUAGGGAAGACAAUGUAGUUACCAGCAUAUAAUUUUUUGUCUGUGCAUGUUAAUGAUCACAAACAAUAUGCAUAUAAUCAUCCCAGCAGCUCUCCUUCCCACACAUGUCAUGCAACACACAUUCAUAAAAGGUGUUCUUUACACUUGAUUUUAGUUCAAAAGGAGUGUCAGCUAUGUCUGUCCUCUUUUGAAGGAGACUAUAUCCUGCCCUACAAGUCUUUCAUAUCUGCAUUUUUAUGACCCUAAAAAAAAAAAGCCCCCUCUCUAUUAUUAUUAUUAUUAUUGAAACUUAACAUGGAAUAGAUGGAGAUGGACAAAUGUUUUAUCUUUUUCUAAAAAAGUAAACCUAUCAUUUGGACACCUCUCCUUCCCCCCCACCUUUCAGUAAUGUCCCCUACUUCAUUACUUAUAGUCCGCCACAUAAAAGUAUUUUAUACAGGAUUGUCUGCCUGUAAUAUCUAUGUAUUACAGCAUUUCCCUGCCCCAUUUUUGUUGGGGUUUUUUUUUUGUUUUUUUUAUUUUUGAGAGUGAACUGGGGAAGACGUUCCAUUAUAUUGAAAAUGGUUUUAAAUGAGCAACAUAACUGAACAAAGAUGUGUAUCAAAAGAAAAUGCAUUGUAAACUUGUGUCAAAUAUUGUGAGAAAAUGUAUGAGCAGCCUUUGCAUUGCUUCUUCCCCAUACCCCCAACUACAGUUUGAAGUCACUGGGAGUUUUGGAUUUGCAAAGAAUGCAGAAUAGAGUCUCUAUUCCAGAAAUAAAGGGUGAAUGUAAAUUUUAUUUGGAUACAAGGGGUAUAAUCUCAUGCUGAAAAUCAUUAACAUUAAUACAGGCGACUGUCAGUCUCUCUCCAGUUCUAAUUACAUGUGUCUUAUGUAUGUAUACAAUGAUUGUAUAAAAGAAUUACAUAAUCCAAAUUCACAUUAAACAACGAACUAUGUAAUCCUUAUUGGUCUUUGGGGUGGAUAAUAAGAUUUCUGUAGAACUAUUACUGUGUCUCCAAAAGAGCCAUCAGAUGCAUAAAUGUUUGAAUUACUGUGUACAGUAAGGAAAGUGCACAUACAGCAAAGCUGAUGGAACCUCAUUUGUACUGAAAAUUGACACAUUGAAACUGUCCAUAAUGGGGAAAAUGUUGUUUCCUGGAGAUUUGUGUGAAAUAAGUCUUAUUGAAAGCACUUUGUUACUCUUUCUAAUAAAAUGUAUUCUGUCCUCA